Molecule: messenger RNA, 693 nt
Organism: Carassius gibelio (silver crucian carp)
Lineage: Eukaryota; Metazoa; Chordata; Actinopteri; Cypriniformes; Cyprinidae
Exons: 4
Coding region: 1-693 (230 amino acids)
Source: RefSeq, a predicted model, not a curated record
AUGGUUCAUGUUGUCAUUUUGUUCUGCGUGUGUUUGGGGCAAUUGGAUGGUACAUUUGGUGUUAAUACAGUGAAGUCAGUGUCAGUGCUGGAGGGAGAUUCAGUCACUCUAGACUCUGGUUUUACUGAAAUGAUGGAUGAUGAUGUGAUUCUGUGGAGGUUUGGAUCUGAAAACACUUCAGUAGCUGAAAUCAAUGUAAUGGCCGACAGCAUCUCUGUAUAUGAUAAUGUUCUUGAUGAGAGAUUCAGAGACAGACUGAAGCUGGAUCAUCAAACUGGAUCUCUGACCAUCACAAACACCAGAACUGAACACACUGGACUCUAUACACUACAGAUUAUCAGAAAUGUUAGCAAAAGUUUUAAUCUGACUGUCUAUGCUCGUCUUCCUGUUCCCGUCAUCAGUAACUCUUCAAACUGUUCAUCAUCAUCAUCUUCAUCAUCAUCUUCAUCACAGCAGAAUUGUUCACUGGUGUGUUCAGUGGUGAAUGUGGGUCAUGUGACUCUCUCCUGGUACAAAGGAAACAGUUUAUUGUCCAGCAUCAGUGUGUCUGAUCUCAGCAUCAGUCUCUCUCUACCUCUGGAGGUGGAAUAUCAGGAGAAAAACAGCUACAGCUGUGUGAUCAACAAUCACAUCACAAACCAGACCACACAUCUGGACAUCAGCAAACUCUGUCAGCCAUGUUCAGGUGUUUAA